Messenger RNA from Ipomoea nil (Japanese morning glory), 1110 nucleotides. Its product is annotated as F-box protein PP2-B13-like. The transcript has 3 exons. Bases 119 to 1000 code for a protein of 293 amino acids. Gene Ontology annotation, molecular function: protein binding. NCBI's taxonomy places the organism in Eukaryota, Viridiplantae, Streptophyta, Magnoliopsida, Solanales, Convolvulaceae. The record is from RefSeq and is a predicted model, not a curated record.
CAUACCAAAACCACCAUCCACCACCUUCAAAUUCGGUGACACAAUUCAAGCACAAUAACCGCCAUUAUUAUCGAUCUACUUUGCAACCUUAGCUUAGCUUGACCCAAAAUAUAAUAUAAUGGCAGAUUAUUAUUAUGAGAGGGAGCUUGACAUGUUGCCUGAGGACUGCAUUUCCUCUAUUUUGUCUCGCACCUCCCCGCUCGACGCUUUCCACCUAUCUUUAGUCUCCUCAACUUUCCGGUCAGCCGCCGGAGCCGACUCCGUCUGGGAACGAUUCUUGCCGUCCGAUUAUGCCCAAAUCGUCGCCAAGUCCACCGUGCCGUUGAAGUUUUCGUCCAAGAAGGACCUCUUUCUGCAACUUUGCAACUCUAUCCUCAUUGAUCACGGUAACAAGAGUUUUGCAUUGGAAAAGUCAACUGGCCUAAAGUCAUAUAUGCUGUCUGCAAGGGAGCUCUCAAUUCGAUACGGUCACGCAUCUGACCAUUGGGCAUGGAAAUACAUCCCGGAGUCAAGGUUUGCAGAAGUGGCUGAACUGAAAACGAUAUGCAGGCUAGAAAUCCAGGGGAAAAUAAGAACAGAGACGCUAUCUCCCAACACAAAAUACGGCGCCUAUAUGGUCAUGAAAAUGACGGACGGGGCAUUUGGGUUGGACGCGAUACCAUGCGAGAUGUCAGUGGCGGUGGGCAACGACGAUGACCAGCUAGAAACCACCGCCGGCACGGCGUAUUUGCGGAAGCCGGCGGAGGUUGCGGCGAAACAGUGGUUGGAAUAUGCUCUCUACAGGAACAGAAAGGAGAAGUUGAAAUCGCGUGUUAACGGCGGCGGGGAGGAGAGACAGUUGCGGGAGAGGGGCGAUGGGUGGAUGGAGAUUGAGGUGGGAGAGUUUUUUGCCGGAGAGGAGAAUGAAGGAGAAGUGACGAUGAGAUUCACGGAGGUCAAUGGUUGUCACGUUAAAGGAGGGCUUGUUAUAGAAGGUAUUGAAAUCAGGCCUAAGCAUUAGGAAUUCUUUUAUUUUUAUUUUUCAAACUUUACUUCUUUGGAAAAGUAAUGGUAGAUUGUAGACAUUUGGUAGUGCAAUAUAUUUUGGCAAAACAUGGAAAUUUGAAAAAA